AGAACCGAGGCAUAAAAUCCAAGGAAUCCCGGGGGAAAUGGAAUCGGAUACGCUGGAUAAGGAGAGCGCAGCGGCGGCCCUAAAAAAGCUAUCGCAAAGUGAAAGUCCCGAAAGUGCGAAGAAAUGGGUGCCGAAGGUGGGCGAGGAGGAGGGGGAGGGGGAAGAGGCGCCGCCAACAAAGAGACAAAAGACUGCAGACGAAAAGGAGGAGAAUCGGGAGAAUCAGGAGGAAGACGAGGAUAGCGAGGACAGCGAAGAUUUGGAUGAUGAAGUGGACGAUGAUGAUGACGACGAGGAGAUUCCCCUUCUGAUUCCCGCCCGGGGAAUUCCCCAGAGUAGCAGCCAAAACAGUCUGAGGAAAUUCCAACGCAUCCCCGUCUUCAUUGUCGACUAUCACAACGAUGUUCUGGAGUUCAUCUACCGCUGCUUGGCCACCCGUCAUCUUCCCCUGGCGAACAACACCCUCGUCCACUUCGAUUCCCAUCCGGAUCUCGUCAUUCCCCGACAUAUAGCCGCCAGUUCCACGUACGAAAAGGAAACCAUGCUCAACGAACUGAGCAUCGAGAACUGGAUCAUGCCCACCCUAUAUGCUGGUCAUUUUAACCGAGUGGUGUGGCUGAAGAACUCGUGGUGCCAGCAGCUGCCAACCGGCAGGCAUGACUUCAAAGUGGGACAAAAGGACGAUCGGAUAGGAGUGGACUGUCCACUGGACUACUUUAUAGCCGAUGGCAACUACUGUACUACCGAGGAUCUCCAGGAAGCGAAGAGCGUGGAGCUGCAGGUUCACGAUGCAGACAACGAAAAUCUCAAUCCCAAUGACUUCUUGGCGGAAAGUGAUUCCAAGGGAUUCGUUCUAGAUAUAGACCUUGAUUUCUUCAGCACCUCCAACCCGUUUUUAGAGAUCUACAAGGAUGCCGAUUGCUACAAUCAACUGAAGGAGAUCUUCCAUUUCGAGAGCGUGGAAAAGGUGAAAAAGUCGGGAACUGCUUCUAUAGCUGAUUACUUGGCCACAGCGGACAGGCGACAGACUCAGUUGGAUGCACUGAAGACGAUUUUCUGGCACUUGGAGGAGGAGCGCAAUUUUGAGGGACUUGAGAAACCGGAUGAGACUGUGGUUACUCCCGAGGUGUAUGCUAAAAUUGUAAAACUUGCCGAACAGCUGCAAGAAAAGUAUCCAGACGAUGAAAUCGACUGGCAUUUGAUAUUCGAUUCGGGCAGCACCACCGACAAUAAUGGCUUGCCCCACCACAUCAGCACUGCCGAGGAGUUGGAGACGUACUUUGCCAACUUCAAGAGAUUCUUAGAACGACUACCGAUUCCCCCAGUGGCAAUCACAAUGGCCCAUUCCGCACAAGAUGAUUAUUGCCCCCAGGAUCAGGUGGCAUUUAUCGAGGAACGCGUUCUGCGGCUGCUACGGGAUGUUUUUGGCGAUAAACUGCAUGAGAAAGCCAUCCUGCACUAUAUGGACGAUCCUUGGGAUGUGAUGAAGCUAUAAGCUAACAAAUAUCUAAAGAGGUUUUCCACCCGCCAUCUCGAAAUAGUUUUAGACAUUACGAUUGGGCGGGAAAACCCCAUGACUUGGAGAUCCCUGUAGUGAUUUCAAACUAGAACUCAAAGAUGAAAAAUCCAAUUACAUUUAU
Molecule: messenger RNA, 1640 nt
Organism: Drosophila takahashii
Lineage: Eukaryota; Metazoa; Arthropoda; Insecta; Diptera; Drosophilidae
Gene: MESR6
Product: misexpression suppressor of ras 6
Source: RefSeq, a predicted model, not a curated record